Molecule: messenger RNA, 2046 nt
Organism: Caenorhabditis angaria
Lineage: Eukaryota; Metazoa; Nematoda; Chromadorea; Rhabditida; Rhabditidae
Source: the annotation of a GenBank genome assembly
AUGUCGAAAAGUAUUGGGAAAAGGUGUGGUGAGUUCUUGAAUUAUCGAAAAGUCUUCUAAAUCCUUUUUUUUGCAGAAAACUUCAUUCGUUUGUUGAUUACGUGAAAGACUUGCAUGCCAGAAAUUUAUUGAGAAACUCUUUUCCAUCUGAUUUGGGAACUAAAUUCAAUGAUGAAUUAUCGUGAGUUUCCCUGUUUGUCUAUAGAAGAAAAAUCAAUUGUUUUAAAGUUCUCUUCCACCAUACGCAUAUGCAGGCUUCGAUCCAACCGCAGAAUCUCUCCACGUUGGCAACUUGCUAAUAUUAACGAAUCUAUUGAGAGUUCAACAAUUUGGAAUACAACCAAUUGCUUUAAUCGGUGGAGCUACAGCCAGAAUUGGCGAUCCGAGUGGCAGAACAACAGAAAGAAAUACAAUUUCAGAAGAUAUUGUUGAAAACAAUGCGAAAAGUGUGACGAAUCAAGUUUUGUCGAUCUUUGAAAAUGCCACAGAUCAAAAACCGAUUAUUGUCAAUAAUUAUGAAUGGUUCGGAAAUAUGGGAAUGAUUGAUUAUCUUAGAAAUUGUAAAAAGAUGCAAUUGGGUGAAAUGUUGAGGAUGGGUGCAGUGAAAUCAAGAAUGGAGUCCGGUAUUUCAUUUACCGAAUUUAGUUAUCAAACAAUGCAGGCUUACGAUUGGUAUAUGUUGGAUAAUAAAUAUGGAUGUAGAUUUCAACUUGGCGGAUCGGAUCAAUUAGGCCAUCUUGAUUUUGGUGCACAUAAUAUCAAACGUCUCACAAAUCACUUUGCCGCAGGAGUUUGUUUACCUUUACUAGUUGAUUCAGCAGGUAACAAACUUGGAAAAUCCGUUGGAGGCGGUUCACUUUGGCUAGACUCCAAGAAAACUUCACCAUAUCAUUUUUAUCAAUAUUUCACACAAUUACACGACGAUAAAGCAGAAGAGCUACUUCUACAGCUUAGUUUACGAUCUAUAGAUGAAGUCACAGGUAUUGUUAAGGAGCAUCGAAAUUCUCUUGGAAAACGAGUCGCACAAAUCGAGAUUGCUGAAGAAGUAACGAAAUUGGUUCACGGAAAAAUUGGUUUAGAUUCUGCGAAGCGAUGUACAAAUGCUCUUUUUGGAGGGAAAAAUGCAGAUUUUUCAAAUCUUCAAAAAGAUGAAAUUUUGCAACUUUUCGGUACUACUGUAGAUUUGAGAAAUGUUGAGACAAUUGGACAACUUGCUGAUUUAACAAGAACAGAUAAAGUUAAAGGAAGUGAAUUAAUGAAAAAAGGAGCAUUUUCAGUGAACGGAAUGAAGGUGGGUUGUUAUAUUUUUUUGUGAGAAGAAAUGUAAAAAUUUGAAUUUUCAGAAGUUGGAUCCCGCCGAAAAACUCGAUAAUUCACACCAUUUGCCAAAUAAUCCUGGACUAACCUUAGUUUGCUGGGGAAAACGAAAAUAUCAAUUGGUUCGAUGGAUUUAGAAAAAAUAUUCCAAUUUAGGAUAGUUCAUUUUUAGGUAGUUUAAAAUAAAUUAUUUUGUUUUUUUUUUUUGAAUAUUUUUUUCUUAAUCAAUCGUUUAAACGAUUUCAAAUAUUUUUGUGAUUUUUUUUAUUGAAUUCUUAAAAAGUUUCUAUGUCCUAUUUUUUGGGUCAGAAAGUUUUUAAUUUUACUUUUCCCAAAGUCUCAGGUACUUUCGAAUUUUAUUUGGCUGAAAAUAAUUAUUUUUGAGUCAAGCCAACUUUGUCCUCUGUAAUUUCUUCUCCCUUUUCAAUUUCCUCUAAAAAUCCUAGUUUCUUCUAGUCUGCUCCAUAUUUGUAUAUGAGUGGAGCCGCGCAUUCUAAACUUCAAAAGCUUGUUCUCUCCACAUAUCGCGAUUUCUUACGUGCUUCUCGCAAUCAACAUCCUAGCAUCCGAACGCACAUUCGACAAGAGUUUCGUGCUUCCGCAACACGUUUUGAUAAAUCCGAAGUUCUCAUCAUUGAGCACUUUUUAAGACGAAGUCAAAGACAAUUGGAAACUAUAAGAAAAGGACAAAUCGAGAAGAUUUCUGUUGUUGAAAAUCACAAAAACUAA